Molecule: messenger RNA, 522 nt
Organism: Frieseomelitta varia
Lineage: Eukaryota; Metazoa; Arthropoda; Insecta; Hymenoptera; Apidae
Gene: ND-B8
Product: NADH dehydrogenase [ubiquinone] 1 alpha subcomplex subunit 2
Exons: 3
Coding region: 38-379 (113 amino acids)
Source: RefSeq, a predicted model, not a curated record
UUGACUCAAUGUUAGAGUAACUAAAAUUAGAUUUUAUAUGUAUUUGAUCCUUUUGUUCCUGUAUAUUGGUAACGAUUCAACUUUCAUGCCAUAUUUAAAGAUGGCUGCAAUAAAGUUUGGUCCUCAAUUAAAAGAGUUACGAAUUCUUUUAUGUCAAACAUCAAAGUCUAGUCAGGGUGUUAGAGAUUUCAUUGAACAGCAAUAUGUGCCACUUAAAAGAAGUAAUCCAAAUUUUCCAGUUUUAAUUAGGGAAUGUUCUGAUACAGAACCCGUUUUAUAUGCACGAUAUGAACUUGGAGUAGAACGUCGUAUUCCUCUACAAAAUCUAAAAUCUGAAGAAAUAUUGCAACGGGUUCAAGAAUUAGCUGCUAGUAAAUAAUACCAAAAUAAUAAUUCUAAUAUGUUAGUAUGUGUUAUAACUUAUUUAUAUGUUAAAUAAAUUAGUUGUACAAGUUAUGCGUUACUGUAAUUAUAGAUCACAGGUGUAUUGAUAACUUCUAAUAAAUUAUUAUUUAUGAACUU